AUGCAUGCAAGAUCCUGUCACCAACGAGAACCGAAAAAAAGUCUUCUGAUAGAAAGAACCAAGUCUACCCACCAGGAUUUCUGGCGGCUAAUCAGUUUGGUGGUCCCGUCAACACUGUCCGGUCAUAUUCUUCCUUUUCUUCUCCUCCCAAUCGCUAUUCCACACAGUCGCAGAGCUCGUUACUCGUUUAGGAUGCGGCUAUUCUUCUUCAUCCACUUUCGCUCAGUCGUCGCAUAUUCAUAUCCUUCGCUGGCCACAGGAGAACCGAAUAUUCCUUCUUGCCAUUCAUGGCCCGACUGCACUAAGUUGAGAUGGCAAACACUUCUCUCGAUUCUCGAAGUUGAGAUGGCAAACACUUCUCGAUGUCAGAACGAUCCCAGCUCCGUCCUCUGAUCCCCGAUUGGAUCGUGGUGCAGUAGAAGCCAAAAAGAUCGGGUGGAGUGGUCGAGCCAUUUAUGUAGAGAGAAAAUGGGUCGGUCCAGGUGGAGACGGUGUCAACUUCUGAUCCCUGUUUGGAUCGCCUCACGACUGAGGUGUCGAAGGAGUCAACUUUUGAUCCCCGUUCGGACCGCGUCACGACAGAUACGUCGAAAAAAGUAGACCCGUCUCCAUUGUACACUCGUGUUUUUUGGCACCGAUUACAGUGCCACCGAGGUUUCCGAUCCUGUUUUCCUUGGUCGUCGAUCCUGCGCCUUCACCUUGCCCAUCAAUUGUACCCCGAUGGCCUCAGUCAAAUAUUGCAGUCAACUCUGUAAGAUUAAGGGGAAAGCCCAAGAAUCUGAGCCGAGAACACUACAAACAGAUGGCCAAAACUAG
Molecule: messenger RNA, 816 nt
Organism: Haemonchus placei
Lineage: Eukaryota; Metazoa; Nematoda; Chromadorea; Rhabditida; Trichostrongylidae
Source: the annotation of a GenBank genome assembly